Clarias gariepinus (North African catfish) is the source of this 609-nucleotide messenger RNA. Its product is annotated as CMRF35-like molecule 1. Bases 1 to 609 code for a protein of 202 amino acids. The transcript is spliced from 4 exons. Lineage: Eukaryota; Metazoa; Chordata; Actinopteri; Siluriformes; Clariidae. The record is from RefSeq and is a predicted model, not a curated record.
AUGGAGAUGGUCCUCAUCUUCACCUUCUGCCUGAUUCUAGCUGGUACUGAUGCUGUAACUACAGUAACUGGAUACAGAGGACGAUCAGUUCAGAUUAAAUGCUUUUACACAUCUGGACAUGAAAAGAGCACAAAGUAUCUCUGCAGAGGACGAUGUUCUGUUGUGCGCAUAAAAGACAUUCCUGUUGAUUCUAAAUCUCCUGCUAAAGACUCCAGAUUCUCUCUGUAUGACGACACAACAGCCAAAGUCUUCACCGUCACCAUCACUGAUCUGAGACCAGAGGAUGAAGGAACUUACUGGUGUGCGAUAGAGAAGACAUGGCAUGAUAUUUACACAGAGAUUCUGCUUCUGGUUAAAACAGAUGAUCCUUCCAUCAGUACUGUCUCACACACCACACACUCCACUUCAACACACUCAAUGAGCACAUCAGUGCAUGCUGAGGAAACACACUCAUCAUCAGGGCCGUCGGGGAAUGGGCAGUGGCCGGAGCUUUCCGGAGGUAGGCUGGUGGGAGUCCUUGGCCCUGGCGCACACCGGGCACGCCUGAAUGAACUCUUCAACGUCCCUCCUCAUGGUGGGUCACCAAAACGCCAGUUUUACAAACUGUAG